This is a messenger RNA of Ictalurus furcatus (blue catfish), 2143 nucleotides long. Its product is annotated as protein Dok-7-like. The coding region runs from base 878 to 2143 and encodes 421 amino acids. Gene Ontology annotation, biological process: positive regulation of protein tyrosine kinase activity; neuromuscular junction development. The transcript has 8 exons. Gene Ontology annotation, molecular function: protein kinase binding. Lineage: Eukaryota; Metazoa; Chordata; Actinopteri; Siluriformes; Ictaluridae. The record is from RefSeq and is a predicted model, not a curated record.
AACAAAAAACCAGCAGCCCUAUGUUAUUGAGGGAAACUUUUUGUGCCUGUGUAGUCUCUCAAGAUGUCCCUGCUAAGAAACAAACAAACAAGUAAAACAAACAAACAACAACAACAAAACAAUAGAAACCCUAAAAGAAUUUGUAAUGGUUUUAAUGGAAACUGUAAUGGUACCUGUGGGUCUCUACAUUUUACUGUUUGUUGCCUUCUAUUGGUAUUAUGUUAUGUCUAGUGGAUACCGUUAAGGACCAAUAAAGGUAAUGGUUUUAAUGGUUAUAAUUGCUUUUAAUGGGAACUGUAAUGGUCCCUGUGGUUGUCUACUUUAUUUUCUAUUUGUUGCCUUCUAUUGGUAUUAUGUCAUGUCUAGUGGAUACCAUUAAGGACCAUUAUAGGUAAUGGUUUUAAUGGUUAUAAUUGGUUUUAACGGAAACUGUAAUGGUCCCUGUGGCUCUCCACUUUAUUUUCUAUUUGUUGACUUCUAUUGGCAUUAUGUUAUGUCUAGUGGAUACCAUUAAGGAACAAUAAAGGUAAUGGUUUUAAUGGUUAGCUGAUGGUUUGAAAUGGUAUUUGUAGUGGAAUCCAUUAGAAUGUUUGUGAUGGUUUCUAUUGUUUAAUUUUUUUUUCCCACCAGGGGAUAAAUAUGGACCAAAUGCCCACAUAUUACGAUUUUAUGCCCAAGAUCUCCCAAAAAAUAAAAAAUAUAAAUAAAAUAAAUAAAUCAAUAAACCCACCUCCAUGUCACCUGUGCUCUUCCGUCGACGCGGGAAGUCUUGUUUUUCACUGCGCGUGCGGCUCUCUGCGGCGGCGCCAGUUAUUUUGAAAAGUGAUCCGCGCGCGCCGCGGAGCCGCAGCUGUUCAGGAGCCAUGAGCGGAGGAAGAUGACGGAUUCAUCGGUCGCGGAAGGACACGUUAAAGUCAGAGACGGCAAAAAGUGGAAAGCUCGGUGGGUAGUUCUCCGUAAGCCCUCACCGGUGGCGGACUGCCUGGUGUUGUUGGUGUCUAAGGAGCGCGGUGUGAAGGAGCGGAGCAGUGUGGUUUUGGAGCACAUCUGUGGUCUGGAGGCAGGAGGGAGCAGCGAAGGAGUCGCCUAUGCUCUGACAAUCCUCAGUCUUAAUCAGAUCGUUCAGCUGGGAUUUGAUAGUAAGGAGGCCCUACUGGCCUGGGACCUUCGGCUUCGCUACUAUCUAGGGGAGGUACACAGUUUUAAGGUGACGGUCCUGCCUGGUACUAAGCUGGAAACUGGUCUGGCCACACUUCAUUUGUGCAACAAUCUGCUCGUCAUUGCCAGGGACGUCCCCCCUGUUAUCGGUGGCCAGUGGAACCUUCUGGACCUGCGCAGAUACGGCCCAGUCCCCAAUGGCUUUGUGUUUGAGGGUGGCACUCGUUGUGGUUAUUGGGCUGGUGUGUUCUUCUUAUCCUGUGCUGAAGGGGAGCAGAUCAGUUUUCUGUUUGACUGCAUUGUGCGCGGAAUCUCCCCCUCCAGAACUCCCUUUGGAAUCAAACCACUGCUGCCAGAGCCGAGUGCCAGUGCAGCAUCAGCAGAGGAGCGACUGAACCAAGAGGCUGAAGAGUUGGAGAAGAGGCUCAGCCUGCUUUCUCAUAACGCAGCAUCCACCUCCAGUUUCAGUUCCUCAGUAGCUGGAGAUGACCGCAGCAUAUCCGGGUCCUCCGACUCAGAAACCAGCCACUCGGAUUCCAGUAUCAGCAGCCGAUUGGCCCUGUGGGUGGAGCCGGUUCCCACCACCACAGCUGAGUCCACUAGAACUGCCUCUCAUGGAGAGGAGAAACUGCCAGUUAAUCCAGCCAGUGGGCCCAAACUGCCAUCAAAGCCCACUCUCUCACGGAGACUUCAGGAAAUUGGCCGACAGAGCUCCUCAGACAGCGGCAUUGCCACAGGAAGCCACUCCUCCUAUUCUGGCAGCUUUUCAUCCUACACAGGCAGCCUAGACACAGGGAGCCCCAAAGAGGAGUAUGGUACUCUGCUCAGCCUACCGCCAUUCUCUAGUCCCGAAAAGCAUCGUUGUACCUGUCCAGUCAGCCACACCCAUGAGUACCAAGUGCCUUCAUCACUACGCUACCUGUAUGACACGCCCCGCAGUCUUCUUGAAGAAGCCAGAGAGCAGAAAGGAGCUUCAGCCAAGUGA